UCCCUCCCACACUUCCAGCAACGCCCGGCAAGGCGUAGAGAAGAAAUCCUCUCAUCUCCUGCCCCCUGAUCCAAGGAGAUCCUGAGUGGCCGCUGCUGGCAUCGGGGCCCCGCUCCUCUCUACCCAGGGCCCCGCCCCUCUCCGCCUAAGCCCCCGCCCCCCCUGCCCAGGGCCCCUCCUCUCCCCCCCGGGUCCCCGUCCCUCCCCUCGCUUCUCCUGCGCACCCAGCCUGAUCCGGCGCCCAGCUCUGGCUCGGGCUCGCCGCGCUGGCGUUGGCUCGGGCUGUAAUCCCGCUCCGCUCUCGGCCGCUGCACAGACAGAGCAAACGGCCCAAGGAGACUCGGCCGAGCCGGGAAACUUUUCCCGGAGCCCUAUCCGGCCCGGGGCCGCUCGGGGUCUGAGAUCCAGAAGCCUGAGAAGGGGCUGAAGUCUAGGGGGAGAAAUUGAUAUCUAGAGGAGAGAGAACUGUGAGAAUAUCUGCUUUAGAUUGCCUUUGGAAUCCUGGUAGCUGGGGUGCUGCUUAUCAACAGUCACACAGAAGUGUUGCUCAUUAAACACAGACGAUCUUGGGUGACGUGGAAAAGAACAUCCUGGAAGACUCUGGUUGUAUUCAGGUCUGCUAUUUGAUAGAACACCUGCUGGGUGUGACCCAGUUUCCUCUUUCAGUUUGAAUACUCCUCCUGGCAGAUCGCUACAGGAAGAUCUUUUCACACUUAUCUAAGAAAGUCACCGGAAGAAGUGAGAGCUUCCUCUUCCUCCCAUCUCCUACCGGCUCCAAGAAGGAACCAUGUGUGAGGUCAACAGGACUGAUAUUGCGAAUAAGCCGCACUUGGUGCCCCUGGUGGUGGUCCUGAGCACCAUUUCCCUGGUUACGGUGGGGCUCAACCUGCUGGUGCUCUAUGCGGUGAGGACGGAGAAGAAGCUGCACACUGUGGGCAACCUGUACAUCGUGAGCCUUUCCGUGGCCGACCUGAUCGUAGGCGCUGCGGUCAUGCCUCUGAACAUUGUAUAUCUGCUGAAGUCUCUGGUGCGGCCCCUCUGCCUCUUCUGGCUCUCCAUGGACUACGUGGCAAGCACAGCCUCCAUUUUUAGUGUCUUCAUCCUGUGCAUUGACCGCUAUCGCUCUGUCCAGCAGCCACUCAAGUACCUACGGUAUCGCACCAAGACCAGGGCAACAAUCACCAUCCUGAUCACCUGGUUCCUGGCCUCCCUGUGGAUCAUCCCUAUUCUGGGAUGGAGAAGCUUUUGGUCAGAUAACAACACGAGCAAAUCGUAUGAUAAUGUUUUUGGGGACAAGUGUGAGACCGAUUUCUACAAGGUCACUUGGUUCAAAGUGAUGACUGCCAUCAUUAACUUCUACUUGCCCACCUUGCUGAUGCUCUGGUUCUAUUCCAGGAUCUACAGGGCUGUCCGGCAGCAUUGCCAGCACCGAGAAUUCAUCAACGGGUCCUUCCCUUCUUUCUCAGAGGGUACUGUGAAUCACAAAAAACACAGGAUCUGCCUCCCAAAGCAGGGGAAAGAUGCCAGCCUGGAGGCUUUGAAAAGGAAACCAGAAGACAACUUCUAUCCAAUUAAUAACAGCAUCCCUCCAAAGACCCAGGACCCAGCAAGAGAGUUGUCUCCAGAGGAGAAAGCCCCUAAAGGUUUUGAACAAGAGGAGGGGGAAGUGGUGGUCAAAGAUCACUACUACCAUGUUGAUCUUGUGCAGGCUGAACCAGGGAUGGAGGAGACUGAAAAAUACAUGUCCAUUCACGAGAGCCAAUCAAACUCCAAGGAGUUAUCUCCAGCCACUCAAUAUGCCAGUGAGACAUCUGAGGAGACCAUAUUUGCCGAAGCACCCUCCAACCCAAUAGACUCCAAUGCUAUUGCUGAAUCAGCCACAGUCAUGUCUGCUGAAGACCAAGCCAAGACCAAAGCAACCUUUGGUCUGGAUUACCUGACAUUCACCUGGAAGAGACUUCGCUCCCAUUCCAGACAAUACAUAAAGGGGUUGCAUAUGAAUCGGGAGCGGAAAGCUGCCAAACAGUUGGGCUGCAUCAUGGCAGCCUUUAUUCUCUGCUGGAUCCCAUACUUCAUCUUUUUCAUGGUCAUUGCUUAUUGCAAAAAAUGCUGCAAUGAAGAUGUCCAGAUGUUCACUAUGUGGCUGGGCUACAUCAACUCUACGCUGAACCCCCUCAUUUAUCCCCUCUGCAAUGAGAACUUCAAAAAAGCUUUCAAAAAGAUUUUCCACAUUCGCUCCUAAAGGGAAGCUUCAGGGGUGGGUGUAGAGAUGAAAAUGACUUUGAAGGAAGAAAUAAAUGAGGGCAGAAGGAUUUCUUAAGAUUUCCAGAGUCACCAAACUUUCUAGGGUUUCAAGAGGAAGUACAUGCCUGGAAGACUUGGCAAUCUCCUCUUGCUCACUGGAUGUAGCACAGAUGAGUGGUUGACAUUGGAUUGAAUUAGAAUUGAAAUUUAAAAGUUCACGGUAUUUCAAGCAAAAACAACGUGGGGUUCUUGACCCUUUCAGGGCCUCCACUGAAUUUCAGGAUUUGAACUAUGACUCUCAAAUCUGGAAGGUAGAUUAAAUGCCUUGUUUUCUAUGGGCUCAAACCCAAGUGAAGAGGUGACCAGAACCCUAGAGGAGCUCUGAGAUGAUGUGACUGGAAUAAAACUACACUGAGUGUUAGUUAAUACUGGAACUUGCAUAGGUAUAUGAAACUGUCACUUCACCUGGGGAGGCAACCCAUAUCCUCAUGGGGUUGUGAUUGCGCCAACAAUUUAGAGACUUCCCUUGGGGAGUUGCCGGAUGACCUCUAAGAACAUUUCCCAAUUUAGCUUAAAAAGGCCAAGGUCUCCCACUUCAUCAAGGGCCAUCUCCAGUCAUCUUGAACUAUAUCUGGC
Sarcophilus harrisii (Tasmanian devil) is the source of this 2880-nucleotide messenger RNA. It is a transcript of the gene HRH1, whose product is annotated as histamine receptor H1. Gene Ontology annotation, molecular function: neurotransmitter receptor activity; histamine receptor activity; G protein-coupled serotonin receptor activity. The coding region runs from base 788 to 2242 and encodes 484 amino acids. NCBI's taxonomy places the organism in Eukaryota, Metazoa, Chordata, Mammalia, Dasyuromorphia, Dasyuridae. Gene Ontology annotation, cellular component: membrane; dendrite. The record is from RefSeq and is a predicted model, not a curated record. The transcript is spliced from 5 exons. Gene Ontology annotation, biological process: G protein-coupled receptor signaling pathway, coupled to cyclic nucleotide second messenger; positive regulation of vasoconstriction; chemical synaptic transmission.